GAAGGCGUGGGCCUCAACGUCCGCAGGCGCACCUGACCUGCCUCCGCCAGGCGGGCCGCGGGGCAUGCAGUCGGCCGGGGGCGGGGCUCCGAGGCCGGGGUACGCUAACAGGCUCCCCGACAGCCUCCGCCAGCUUGACCCCACCGCGCUCCUGAUGCUGCUUUUGGACGGCGACCGGCCGGAGCCCGUGCGCAGCGGGGCGCACGAGCUCGCGCUCUUCCUGACCCCCGAGCCUGGGGCCGAGGCGAAGGAGGUGGAGGAGUCCAUCGAGGGGCUGCUCCUGAGGCUGGAGGAGUUCUGCGCUCUGACUGACAUGAUCAGGAGCGACACUUCGCAGAUCUUGGAGGAAGACAUCCCUCUCCUGAAGGCCAAGGUGACGGAAGUCCGUGGCAUCUACACCAGAGUGGACCGGCUGGAGGCCUUUGUCAAGAUGGUGGGACACCACGUCUCCUUCCUGGAAGACCACGUGCUCCGGGCCGAGCGGGACCACGGGGCCUUCCCCCAGGCCCUGCCGGGGUGGAGGUGGCUGGGCUCCAGGGGGCUCCCCUCCUUCAGGAACAAGCUGCCUACGCAGGCGCCCCCAACCUUCGAGCUGCCCACGUUGUACAGGACCGAGGACUACUUUCCGGUGGACGCCCGGGAGGCGGCGCCCCCGACCGCCAGCUGCCGUCACCGUCUGUGAGCGCCGCGGCCCUGCCCCGGGGGGACGCUGGGAAGCGAGCCCCCUGGGCGGGCAGCUGGCGUUUCCUCUUCUGUUGUCAUCGUUAUUCAUUUCUUUGCUGAGGUUCCUCCCUUGCUUCGGGGGAGGCCGCGGGGUCUGGAGAAAUGUUGGAACCGGAGUGUGGCAGCCCCUCGUUGUCCACCAGCGUUGGGUGGGCGCAUCUGAGGAGCCACCGUGCCCGAGGGACAGUGGGGAUUUUCUAUUGGAAGGGCUUUGUGCGGGAGCCACGGUGGCACCAGGUCCCUCACUGGCGGUUGCCUUUGUCACAAGCCCCAGCGGCCGCUGGCAUGUGAAUCACAUCAAUAAAGGCAUC
Messenger RNA from Phyllostomus hastatus (greater spear-nosed bat), 1034 nucleotides. RefSeq names its product breast carcinoma amplified sequence 4 (gene BCAS4). The transcript has 5 exons. Gene Ontology annotation, cellular component: BLOC-1 complex. Lineage: Eukaryota; Metazoa; Chordata; Mammalia; Chiroptera; Phyllostomidae. The record is from RefSeq and is a predicted model, not a curated record. The coding region runs from base 65 to 682 and encodes 205 amino acids.